Messenger RNA from Theobroma cacao (cacao), 1525 nucleotides. Its product is annotated as Chloroplast-targeted copper chaperone protein. NCBI's taxonomy places the organism in Eukaryota, Viridiplantae, Streptophyta, Magnoliopsida, Malvales, Malvaceae. The record is from RefSeq and is a predicted model, not a curated record. Gene Ontology annotation, molecular function: metal ion binding.
UUUUCUUCCCCAAAAACUAUUCACUCAAGCAAGACUUCUCUCAAAGUCAUUCCCUCUCUUCUCCAAACAUGAAAAGAAUGGAUUUUUUCUGUGCUUCUCCAGCUUCCACAGCCAUCUGCUCUAGCGUGGACCAUCGUUCCAUGGUCCGCCGCGGCCAUAGGCCUAUCGACCGUCAAAAUUCUAAGCCCUACGCACCUUGUUCAUCACAGUUGCCUAUAAUCCCUAGGCCUUUCCAUGAAAAGAAUAGAAAGAGCUCUGUCAAACCAAGUGAUGUACGUCGAAAAAGCUCUGCUGAUACCCAUGAUCUAAAUAGUCCUCCUGGUUCCGCUAGGUAUCUUCUAAGUGAUAGACCCUUUAUUGAUUGGUUAUCAGAAUCUGAUCGUGUCUCAGCAUUGGUUCCUGCUCAGCCUGCAAAGCCUGAGCAUGUAAGCUCCAACGAUUCUCCUGCUUUGAAGUCUUCUUCAUCGGCUCGGUCGUCUCGCGACCAGGUGGUGGUUUUAAGGGUGUCAAUCCAUUGCAAAGGAUGUGAAGGAAAAGUAAGAAAGCAUAUCUCCAAAAUGGAAGGAGUGACAUCAUUCAGUAUAGAUUUGCCCACAAAGAAAGUGACAGUAAUUGGGGAUGUAACUCCCUCAAGCGUGCUAGCAAGUGUGUCCAGGGUGAAGAAUGCACAGCUCUGGCCAUCUACAACACCAUCAUCCUCUCCAUCUUCCCCAAUGGUGAAAAUGAGUCACUGAUAACAAAAAAAAAAAAGGUGGUUUUGUUCUUUCUUUUCUAAAUGUAGCAUUAGAGUGUGAACUUUAACAUAUCAGCAGUUUAUGUAAUGUAAAUUUUAAUUAAUGUAAGCUUUUAUGGGGAUUGUUGCCAUAAGUUUUUAGGGGCCAGUUUAAAGAGGAAGUUUGGUGCUUUCUCAGUUCUCAUCUUGAUCAUUCCUUUGGAGCAAGCAAAUGGAAUCAUUUCAAAUAUUCCUUUUCCCUGAAUUUAAAAACCUUGGCUUAGGCUGGCAGCUCUGGGGCAUCUCUUUUCCUGUUUCUCUCCCAGAUGUUACCCCCAGGCCCCAGCUGGUGGUGGAGGCUUGUAGCAUUUCAGGGCAACACCAGAACUUACCAUGUGAAAUUUUCAAAAAUUUUCCAUCACCAUGAAAGCAGAAAGGGUGAUAAAAUGAGCAAAAAGUUUCCAAAAAUCUCUAUACAGCUUGCAUCAGGAUUAACAGACGUGUAUGUUACAGCAAUCUGAUUAAACAACAUAAUUGGUCCCCAAGCAUGAGGCCCUCGCGUGUUCUGAUGCACUAAUGAUAUGUACAGUAGAGGGAGCAUGAUACCAAUUUAGGGAGACAAGUAGUGGAAUUGCCUGCAGUCAGUGACAGGACAAGAAUUUUUAGCCUGGGACAAAAUUAUUGUUCACUUUUUCUUUUCUAGUAAUAAUCUUUUUUCUCUUCUUCUUCUUUCUUCUGGAUGAGCCAAGAAUCAAGUGGUUGGUUGUGUAUUGUUCGGAUGGUCAAAGUAUGGGAUUGCAAUAACUAAUAUCA